ACUGCUGCUGCUGCUGUUUGCUCCUGGUCGACUGUGGCUAGCGACUGACUCUCUAGCCUAUGAAUGGUCCACAAAGCAGAUAACUGUAUCCACUGUAGAACCUACUAUCGAAACCUAAAAGACACCAAGCAGCCAUCUUUUCUCUUUUUUAUGAGUAGCUGAAAACACCCCAGUAUCGCCCGUUGGAUGAGAACAUUGUGUGAGGAAAUAGAGCCGCUUAGCAGGCCGUGUCGCCAUUGCUUUGUAAGGCUGCUGGCUAGCUACCGUCUGCUUCAACUAGCAAAGCUGUUCGUGAAGCCCAGCAACACGGAGCUUCAAGAUGAAGAAGAAAGCUCGGCAGCACCGGGUUGCGGUGCCGCAGAGGCCGCCAUCUCCCAUCAAGCCUUCCCCCAACAAGCAGAUCCUGACUUACGCCCAGGCACAGCGUAUGGUGGAGCUUGAUAUCGAUGGACGCAUCCAUCGGCUCAGCAUAUAUGACAAGCUGGAGGUGAUCUCGGACGAUAACCCCAUGGUGCAAGAGAUGAUGGAGUGCACCAGCAAUAAGGAGAAUGCUGAUAAACCGCAGCAGCAGGUCCUCUUGAGGUCGGUCAGACUAAAAAACAAUCAGGAGAAGAGAAACGCUGCGCUGGGCAUCACCAGUCAUGGAGAGGGAGGUGGACAUCAUGCUGGUGGCAACGCUGGUCCGACUCUUCCAGACCCUAAAUUUCGUACUGUGGAAUAUAACCUUCCAGCAGUUCCUAAGCGUCCAGCUGCCUUUUAUAAAUAUCAAGAGAAGACUGAAGAAGAACUGGACGAGGAGACAGAGUACGACAUGGACGAGGAAGAUUAUGCCUGGCUUGAUUUGGUCAAUGAAAAACGACGAAGUGAAGGGAUCAGUCAGAUCUCUCACAACGUUUUUGAGUUCCUGGUUGAUCGCUUUGAGAAAGAGUCGUACCUGGAGAGCUUGGAUAAAAGCAGUGAAAAGCAGGCUCCGAUUGAUGACGAUGCUGUUUGCUGCAUCUGUAUGGACGGCGAGUGUCACAACAGCAACGCUAUUCUAUUUUGUGAUAUGUGCAACGUGGCCGUACACCAGGAAUGUUACGGCGUGCCCUACAUUCCUGAGGGCCAGUGGCUCUGCAGACAUUGCCUCCAGUCACCCACCCAACCUGCAGACUGCAUCCUUUGUCCCAGCAAGGGUGGAGCAGUAAAAAAGACAGAAGAUGACCGCUGGGGCCACGUUGUGUGUGCCCUCUGGGUCCCCGAAGUUGGCUUCUCCAACACAACCUUUAUCGAACCCAUCGAUGGCGUCAGCCACAUUCCCCCAGCCCGCUGGAAGCUCACCUGCUAUUUGUGUAAAGAGAAAGGCGUUGGGGCAUGCAUCCAGUGCCACAAAGCAAACUGUUACACCGCCUUCCACGUCAGCUGUGCCCAAAAGGCUGGUCUCUUUAUGAAGAUGGAGCCCAUCAAAGACGUAACAGAGACGGGUGAGCCCACCUUCUCUGUUAAAAAGACAGCCUACUGUGGAGCUCACACACCUAAUGGCUGCGUAAGGAGGCCACUUACAAUCUAUGAUGAUGCCAAGCCCAAAAACGGACUGUGUAAGAAAGUGGACAAGGGGAGAGGAGUUGGUAAAGGACAGUCCAAAGGAAAACAGAAGAAGAAGAGUAAGAGUAAGAAGCCUGAGCCUGAGCCUGAGCCUGAAGUUGAAAGUGAAGAACCAGCCCCCGUUACUGUGCCUACUUUUCCUGCUCACAGGUUACAAAAUAUUCUCAACCAGGUGUCUAUCCAGAAGAAGAAAGCAUUUGUGGAGCUGGUUCUAAAUUACUGGACUCUUAAAAGGCAAUCCAGGAACGGGCUUCCCCUGAUCAGACGCCUCCAGACAAGCCUGCAGUCUCAGAAGAAUGCGCAACCGAAGCAGAAUGAGGAGGAGACCAGAGCACUGAAGGACCAGCUGAAGGAAUGGCACCGGCUCCGGCAUGACCUGGAGAGAGCCCGGCUGCUGCUGGAGCUAAUCCGCAAGAGGGAGAAGCUCAAGAGGGAAGAGAUUAAGUUCCAGGAGACUCUUCUUGAGAUGCAGCUGACUCCCUUCAGUAUUUUGCUCAGAGCCCUCUUGGACCAGCUCCUGGCUAAAGACCAGGCCAAGAUCUUCGCCCAGCCGGUUGAUGUCAACGAGGUGCCCGACUACCUGGACCACAUCAAGCACCCUAUGGAUUUCUCCACCAUGCGGCAGCGAAUUGAUGCCCAGAGGUACUGCAACUUGGAGCAGUUUGAGCAUGACUUCAACCUCAUUGUUGACAACUGCAUGAAAUACAACUCGAAGGACACAUAUUUCUACCGGGCUGCAGUUCGACUCCGAGACCAGGGCGGGGCGCUGCUUAGAAAGGCACGACGCGAGGUGGAGAGGAUCGGCUUUGACAUGGAAAGCGGCAUGCAUCUGACAGAAGCUCCUGAAAUCAAAACACCGCCAUCCUUUUCUUGGGAGGACGUGGAUCACCUACUCGUGCCAGCCAAUCGGGAGCACCUGUCACUGGACAAGCAGCUACAGCAGCUACUGGAGAAGUUCGAUCUGACCUGCGCCAUGAAGUCCAGCCCCUCCCGCAGCAAACGCAUCAAGCUGUUAAAAAAGACCAUCAAUGACGUGCGAAGCGAAAUGAGCCUAAAAAGAGUCCUACCCUCUCACCACCAUCACCAUCACCACCACCACCAUCACCACCACCGCACUCCCUCCACAGCCCCUUCCACAUCUGCAUCAUCAUCAUCAGUUCCCUACCAGCCAGAGUCGGGUAAACCUAAAGAGGAGAAAUUAAAGACUAAUGGACACGUCCCAGACGAUGAGGGAGACAAAUCUCUUCCUCCUAAACUGGAGCCUUCAGACUCUAUUCCUCCUCUCAUUCACUCAGACACAGACCCCGAACCCCCCACCCUCAAACCAAUCGACGCUGCCCCAGACUGCGAAGACAAGACUCAAGGAAAGGGCGCAAAGUUCGACAGGGAAAUACCGGACCUGCUGUCAUCGGCCCCGCGCCUCAAUGGCUUCUCCCACGACAGCCUCCAGAAUUCUUUGCUAGACAAAGACGUGAGCGUGGUGGCCACGUCCACUCUCGCUGAGCCCGCGGGCAACGUGAAUCGCCGGACCGCUGUGCUCUUCCGUAAAUCGAAGGCCUCCAGUCCACACAAGCCCCCGAAGAGUGGAGAGAAGGAUGUUGACGGAGCCGACAGAGAAAAGGGUGAGGAAGGGGAGGUAGAGGGGGAGGAGGAAGACGAAGACGGCGCACAGCUGGGCUCCAAAUCCUUCCUGUCAGUGGUCAUACCCAGGCUGGAGACGCUGCUUCACGGCAAGAAGCGAAAGCACAGUGGCGGCAGAGACAGCGAGGACGAGGGAGGGGAUGGAGAGCAUGAAGAGGAGGGCGAGUCCCCUGUUAAAAGGCUUGACACUGGCCUGUCAAGCGGUUUCCUUGAAGAAGAAGAGGAGAAGGAGCUUGAAGCGUCCAGUAGAACCAGUAGACCUGUGGAACCACGUAGACGCUGUGCCUCUGAGUCCUCCAUCUCCUCAUGUAGCAGUCUGCCAGGAGGCACCAGCACCAUUCUCAGUCUUCCAAAAUGUGGGAAAGGCAAACCUGCGUUGGUCCGGAGAAACACUGUGGACGAUAAGAGUGAAUUAAUCGCCUGCAUCGAAAAUGGGAAUUUCGCAAAAGCUGCAAGAAUCGCCGCCGAGGUUGGCAACAGCAAUAUUUGGAUGCCCACUAGUGCUGCAACAGUUGCAUUGGAACCCCUAAAGCUAGUUUGGGCCAAAUGUAGCGGAUACCCUUCCUACCCUGCCUUGAUCAUCGACCCCCACAUGCCGCGUGUGGGCUGCCAGCACAACGGGGUGUCCAUCCCCAUGCCCCCCAUGGACGUGCUCCGCAUCGGAGAACAGAUGCAGUACAAAGCCGAAGAGAAACUCUACCUCGUCCUCUUCUUCGACAACAAGCGCAGCUGGCAAUGGCUUCCUAGAUCCAAAAUGGUUCCUCUGGGGAUGGACAAGACCAUCGACAAGAUCAAAAUGAUGGAAGGACGCACAUCCAGCAUUCGCAAGGCUGUCCAGAUCGCCUUCAGCCGUGCCAUGAACCACCUGAGCAUAGUGCAGGACGAGCCAGUCAGCGACCUCAGCGACGUAGACUGAAGACACUCACUGACUCUCUCUCCCUCACACACAAACACACAAACUCGUACCUCUCCUGUACCAAAUACCUUCCUCUCCCCGCCCUCUCUCUGUCUCUGCAGGAGACUCAAAUGUUUACUUGGCACCUGCUGUAACAGGUGGUGUCUCUCCUCAUCCAUUCCUACUUGUACACACUCCUACCAUGUGCCGAUGGGAUACGGCUGCUGCUGAAAUGAAUGUGUCUAUCUUACUUCUCCACCUCCAGGCUUGUAACUGUGCUUAGAGACUGCUUCUUUUGUCCCUCCACCCUCACUCCAACCAUCAUCAUUCAUCAUUUCAAGGCAAAAAACAUUAGUGAUUGAUUUCCUACACUUUGGUAAACUUACCAAACAUGUCUCUGGACUCAAUACAAGAACAUCACACCAACCAAAUGCUGAUAGAUUUUUGGCUGCAGCUGAUAUGAUUUUCAACUCUGGUCAUUAUCAUGGCAGGUAGCCAAUCACAAUUUCUGUUAAAAAGCAGCUACAGUAGCUGGCACAAUAGCCGAAUUGGAAAAAAAAAAAGUACAUUUCCUGACUACACGAGGGCCCUUGAGUUGUACGUUCUCUUGACUCAGCUGUAGCCAAAGUCUAUAUUUAUGUCAAGGUCACAUUUCCAUACUUUAAAUCAUCUCCAUUUACAAGUACCUUCCUUUGUAUUUAAACUGUAAAUAAUGUGUACAGUUGCCUGACACUAACUUAUUUUGUAGUUUUGACAUAAAUGGGUACUGUACAGGAGUUUUCUUAGUAUUUAUACUUGAUGCUUUCUUGGCACUGAGGUGUGAGUGCUAUUUUGCCAGUGCUGUAUGAUCAAGAAGAGAAAAAAAGCCUUAGUAUUAAGGAGAUUAGGGCUAAAAUGUCAUGUUUUGAAAAGUAUGAGAGUAUACCUUUUUUCAUUUUCUUUUAAGUUAUUGAAGUUUAUAAUCGUAAGCUUCCAUUUGGUAUUAAUCCUUUUUGUAUUAAAAUAGUUUUAGUAUAUUUUUGUUCCUAUAUAUUUAUAUGAUUUGAAUACACAGUAAUACAGUAUGUAAGUCUCUGAAGCUCAUACAGGCGGUCUGAUGUUGUGGACAAAGGACGUAUAUUGUUCUCAAGAAACCAAAAAUGUUGCUACCCAGAAGUUUUUGCUGAUUGAUUUUCCGUGUGAUGUGUGAAAUUGUUGCCAAAAAAAGGAGGAAAAAAAGUGAAAAUGUAUUUAAUGUGAUACAUUUGACUGUUAUUGAUUUUUGCUGUAGUCGUAGGGAGAUGUGCCUGCGUUAACUUAUUGUAAAGUAUUUGCAUCACUUUAUAUUCAAGGAACGACGUGCAAAUCGAUUGUGGUAAAGUGACACAUUUUGUGGUGGAUACUUGCCUUCUUUUUAAGUAACCUUUUCUAACUUUUUUUUGUAGAUGUAGACUUCAAGACAUUUCAUUUUAUACUAUUGCCUAUUUUUUUUCCUGGGUAGCAUUGGGUAGUUUUGGUAUAUUUCAUUUUGUAUUUAACUGUAGUAGUUUUUUUAAUCAGGUAAUACAAAAUAUUGCUGGGACUGUUUUUUGUAGCAAAGCAAAAAAUAAAAGAUAUAAACACAUAUCCCUCUUCCUUUUUCAGACAUAAAGGUAAUAUUUAUAGUUUGAAAGAUGUAAUUUUUUUGGGCAUGG
Molecule: messenger RNA, 5793 nt
Organism: Scomber japonicus (chub mackerel)
Lineage: Eukaryota; Metazoa; Chordata; Actinopteri; Scombriformes; Scombridae
Gene: brd1a
Product: bromodomain containing 1a
Exons: 13
Coding region: 320-4141 (1273 amino acids)
Biological process (GO): regulation of transcription by RNA polymerase II
Cellular component (GO): MOZ/MORF histone acetyltransferase complex
Molecular function (GO): protein binding
Source: RefSeq, a predicted model, not a curated record